Cylas formicarius (sweet potato weevil) is the source of this 1071-nucleotide messenger RNA. It is a transcript of the gene SC35, whose product is annotated as serine/arginine-rich splicing factor 2. Gene Ontology annotation, molecular function: RNA binding. The transcript is spliced from 3 exons. The record is from RefSeq and is a predicted model, not a curated record. The coding region runs from base 125 to 610 and encodes 161 amino acids. NCBI's taxonomy places the organism in Eukaryota, Metazoa, Arthropoda, Insecta, Coleoptera, Brentidae.
CCCAAGCGCGUCAUCCGUGUUUCGUGAAUGGCGGCGGCGUGUGCAUGCCGAAAGUAGGUUUGUAUUGGUAAUUUGUGAAUCAGCACGCGAAUUUUGAAGCAACUCGAACACAUUUGGUGCCGCGAUGAGUUACGGCAGGCCCCCGCCCAGAAUCGACGGCAUGGUGUCCCUCAAAGUGGACAAUUUAACGUAUCGCACAACUCCCGAAGAUCUGCGACGCGUUUUCGAACGAUGCGGUGAGGUCGGCGACAUUUACAUACCCCGCGACAGGUUCACGCGGGAGAGCAGAGGUUUCGCGUUUGUCCGCUUUUACGACAAGAGGGACGCGGAAGACGCGCUCGACGCCAUGGACGGCCGUAUGCUGGACGGGAGGGAGUUGCGAGUGCAGAUGGCGCGCUACGGGCGACCCACGUCGCCCCAUCGCCGUUAUCGCGGCCGUAGGAGGUCCAGCUCGCGGACGAGGAGCCGAAGAAGCAGGUCGAGGAGGAGAUCGGCGAGUCGAAGUCGAUCCCGCUCGGGCAGCAAGAGUUCCAGGGCGGCGUCACGCUCGUCGAGGGACGAUAAGCGCUCGAGGUCGGCCAGCAAGUCGCGAUCAAGGUCAAGGACCUAAGUUUCAGGCGUUUCAUUGUCGGAGGCGUUCCCGAGUUCCGAGACGCCCGCCCCUUUAAAAAGGUACAUAUUUUUAAAAACAGUUUCGGUUUUGCUUCUCGUUUAAAUCCGUAAGACACGCGAGCCCCAAAUCUCUGUCACGUCGCCAGUCGGCCUCUUUAUUGUAACGAAAAAAGGAAUGUGUGGGUUUUGUUUUUUUUUUUUAGGUUAGUUAAAUUGUAAUCUGUUCCCUUCUGUAGCCGACGAGGUAGUUUAUUUUAUUUCUUUUUCGGGGGCCCUCCCCCGCGUGUGUCCGCAGAUUGUAGCGCCGUUUAUUUAGUGCAUUAAACGACAUUGGAUUUUUAAUACCGACACGUGAUCGUUUAUUUUCGCGCGAGAUCCCCUUUACCGGAAAAAACAAAAAUGGCCGCCCGCUUUAAUCCCCCCUCUCCGAUCUCGAAUUCGGAACGCAGGUCACUAAUC